UCUUGUACAGAGUCCUGUUCCGUGCAGAUUACAGGGCUGUUCCUGGGCGCAGGACCUAUCGUCAACAGGUGUCAACCAUGUCUCAGUGUCAUCUGUCGGGCAAGAUCAACAUUACAGUGACAUGGAGACAAUAACUGCAGUCGCUACCAUACGUUGAACGUUUUCUCUGAAAAGACCCCAUGUAAUAAUCCCUGUGGAGUUUAUGAGAAAGCUUUAUUCCAGUAGGCGACAAAUAAACAGCAUGGGAUAAAGCGAUAAGCGACUGCUUAGAAUGGUCUUUAUAAGGCACGUCACGCGUAGACAAGUGUAAAGACGUUUUAACUUUUCGUGAUUUUGUUUUGUUUCUAGUGGCAAUACUGAAAUGUGCAUACUUGUUUGACUGUCGUAAUUGAAGUUUCGUGUUGAACAGGUUUUGAAUGUUAGCUGCGGUAUUAGCAAUGUGAUCAUCGGCGAACUGAAACACGCACUGCUUUGUAGUUUCCACGAUCUCAAAUAGUUGCAAGUAUCUGUGAUUUUCAUGUGUUUAUUAUCUUCAGAUCUCAGUCGACGCGCCAGUAAUUGGAUAUUCGCUGUGAUGGUUUCUGUUACAAGUGCUUCGUGUUGACAGGUUACAAUGAAGAGUAGCUGUGAUGGCAAGUGUUUAACUUAGUAGACAGUGUUGUUUCUUCUAGUCACCAAUUUCACCGUCACUACACAUGUAUAUUGACUGGGAAAGUUACGCCGUUAUGGGAAUUAAGACUAUGAAGUCUUUCAGUAGACCUAGAGAUAUUCCAACACAAGUGCCACCUCUUACUCCCGGCACCAACAAAAAAAUGACGGAGGCGCUGAAGGCGUCCUUCGCCUCUUGGGAGAAAGAACAGUUAAGGCUCAACAUUGUCAAAGAUCCGAGGCAGUGGAAUGAGACGAACGUGGCACAGUGGCUGUGCUGGGCCAUCAGGGAGUUCUCGCUGGAGGGUGUAGCAAUGCAUCACUUCCACAUGAAGGGGAGGGACAUCUGCGCCAUGGGCAAGGAGGCUUUCCUAGCACGUGCACCACCGUUCAUGGGAGACAUCCUGUGGGAACACCUGGAGAUCCUGCAGAAAGACGUGGAAAAAGAACGGUCAGCCCUCGAGAACGUUCCUCCUAACCUGUACGAGUCGGUGUGUGUGCCCGAUCUCAGCGAGUUCCUGGGUGGCUACCAUUCUCUGACAGGCGGAGACCAGAAGGUGGCCAGCAGUGGUACAAGCAGUGGUCACCCACCAUCCGCCGUCACUCCUACACCCGCCAGCAACGCGACUGGUUAUCUGCAUGACGCAGGUUACAGUCACCUGCGGAGUCCCGCGGUAUGUGGGACGCCGCGAGACGCCACGACGGAUUGCGGUCGCGAUGAGGCGUCGCCUCCACCAGCUGCCCCGCCGUCUUCAGGCUUCAUCCACCUCCGGAGUCCCGUGUACCAGCUCAAAGAAGGUGGCUACAAUCAACUGGGGGACAGCUCGAUGCAACACCUGGCUGGCGGAUCUGCGGGGACCGACGACCCACCAUCUGCCGGUGGUGCAGUGAGCUACAGUACCGUGACGCCCCAGCACCAGGGACAACAUUACGAUCCUCCAGACCACGAAUAUCACUCCCUGGACGGUGGCAAUCACCACCCGAACCCCUACAUCGACAGCUCUCCAGAGUUCUACUCUGCACCUCCGCCAUCCUCUCUCCUGGACACCAAGUAUCAGGCGCACUUCGUCAAGAAUUACCCGCGCAGUCGUUAUUCUCAUCAAGAAGCCUACAGUGAUUCUUAUAGUUCUCCCUAUGACUCUUCGCCGUUUCAGACCGUUCCAAACAGCGCACCGGAUCACUGGGGUUCAGGCCCUGACAUGGGGCAGGGAGGACCUCAUCCUCACCCUGCCUUUUUGCAUUCUGGUCCAGGCAGGGACACCCUAGGCCACGCGGUUACCCCCAAUGGUGACACAAAACCAGUGCAUCAGUCUUCAAUGCUUGCUGGGUACUCCGGCGGUGGGCCAUGCUUCACAGGGUCAGGUCCAAUUCAGCUGUGGCAAUUCCUACUGGAGCUACUCACAGACAAAUCAUGCCAGGGCUUCAUUUCCUGGACGGGUGAUGGCUGGGAAUUCAAACUGACCGAUCCUGAUGAGGUAGCACGCCGUUGGGGAAUCCGCAAGAACAAACCCAAGAUGAAUUACGAGAAACUGAGCCGUGGACUGCGAUAUUAUUAUGAUAAGAACAUAAUCCACAAGACAGCAGGCAAACGUUAUGUAUACCGUUUUGUGUGUGACCUGCAAAGUUUGAUGGGGAUAUCUCCAGAGGAGCUUCAUGCAAUGGUGGACUUGAAGCCAGAGAAGAAGGAUGAUGACUGAAGGGAUUGGUCAGAUUUGCUGUCACGUGAUUGCAACAACCUUGAGACUCAAGUACUGACAACUGCCACCAUCCUGCAACUGUGGUAUGACUCAGUAGUAGUUGGCUGACAAGUCUGGACAUAACAACACAAACUAUACAUAUCCAGUAACAAAUCACACUGUCUGUCUAUGCAGACCGGUUUUCUAAAUAUCAUUCACAAAAAAUAUGCUCGGCCUAAAGUGUUAUAACCUCAAACUUGUAUUAAGGUGAUACGAGAUUCAGUCGUCAUUUCACCCAUUGGCAUUUGCUGCAGGAUUCUUUGCAAGUGAUAGAGGACUGAUUGGUCGACAGUUUAAAAUGCUCUCUGUUAAAACAUUUGGAGAAACGUCCUUUUAAUAAGAAAGUCUAUAUGUCACGUCUUGUUUCUUGUUGGUGGACGGCAGUUUAACUCAGUCUACUGUUUUUGAAGAUUGGAAAGAAAAACUGUAAUACAGCUGUUGGCAUUGUUAAAUGUUCUGAAUCUAUGGUCACAAAUGUUCUGACAUUGUUCGUUUUCUCGUGUUUUGCCUCGGCUUCAGGCAAUAUAGGAGAAGAUGUGGAAAGCGUAUUUGAAAAAUGUUAAUGUACACAGCUGACAAAAAUAAGAAAGUGCCUUGUAAAUAAUGUAAGCCAUUUUGUCCCAAGAAAAUUGUGGGAUAUCUAACAUGAAUAUUAUUUGUGAUUUCAUGAUACUAAAUAUAAUGGUGUCACUUUUUUAGUUUUAAACUGUGUUUUCUUAUGUAAGAGUGUAAUAUAAUAUUAUUAUGUACGAUAUACAAUUGUUGUGAUUGUAUGGCAAAUGAAAGAAAGAAAGAAAGAAAAAGAAUUUGUUUGGUAUUUUUCUCUGUUUUACAGCUAUUGCUGACAGUCUAUUUCUAAGAUAUAACUUAUCUUAGCAGUUUUUAUAUCGAGUGUAAUUUUUCCAAAAUGUUUAUAGAUGCUGUUUUUAUAUGAUAUAACUAUGUGGAAAAUCAAGCCCCAUCAGUCUGUAUUGGUCCAUGUGCUAUGAGGAGCAGCCCUCAUGUUUUUUCUAUAAUUACACCAUAACUGGAUGACACUUAGUAAUAAGAUUUAUGUGUGGACUUCAUACUUCAUAUUAGCUGUGUUUCCAGCAUUAUAUUAGAGAUUUGACCUAUUCAAAAGUACAAUUUCAUAAACUUUCCUAAAAAGGUUAAGUAAUUUGUUAGCUAAUAACAGUGUAUUUAUCCAAAUUUCAAAAAGCCUUCUGCACAAAAUGUAAACCAAGGCAACAUCAUUUUGAUGCUCAAAACAAAAGAACAGUGCCUCAGUCAUUCUAUUUACAUUUCUUAUGACAGAAAAACAAUCCUUCCAUGUCACAGACAAUCAACAGACUGUCAACAUCCUAAGCUGACGACGAUUGAUGAGACUUAAAUUGAUCCCACAGAGAAAUGAGUUUAUAGAUAAGUAUAUGAUAAUGUUACAUAUCGCCUGCUGAGAAUGAUAGUGACGUAGCUCAGAAUUUUGAGUUAUGUCCAUAGACUUGCAACAUUCACCUUGAAAUCAUGCGGAAGUGUAGGUCCGCUCCAUGCCGCUAGGUAACGACAAACGCCACUAUUGUCAUGAAGGUUUCGCUCCAUCUCUUCAUGCACGAGAGACGUAAGACGGAAGCAGAAAACUUACAAAUUACAUUAAUUCAAAGCAUAUUGUGAAUAGAGUAAAAGGAAUCACUCGAAUAAGUUGUGUGGCGGACGAGGAAUGAAAGAUUGAAGUUACGCCAAAAGUUCGAAGGCAUUUUUCUCGAAACCGUGAUUUCUGAGUUACGUCACUAUUGUUCUCAGCAGGCGAUAUGUCUGUACUCUGUCUCAAUGCACAUGUAAUUGUCCAUAUUGUAAUUCCCAUUGAUAUAUUGUCAUAUUUCUUAGGAAUACUGCAAAAAAAGUGUCAAGCGGAAAUAUUCCUACAAUAACCCCCCCUGUCUUGUGUAAUUGUUACAGAUAUUGUUGAGUCCAUUAUAGAAAUUACCUGUAGAUCUUUACACUUUAACAAGGAAUAUUGUGAGUAUUUUAUAGUUAAUUCUAUUUUCUUAUAUAUCUUCUGGAAAUCUUCAUUUAAAAAGGAAAAUGCACUGUUCUGGUUUCAAUUUUGUCUUAAGAACAAAACAUUUAUUAUUUUUAUUAUUUAAAAAAAAUUUGUUUAGAGAUUGAUGUGACUUGAAUAAGAUGGAAUGUUCAAUAAGGAAUUUUAAAAAUGUUUCUCUGGAAUGGGAUUUUCUUUGUUAAAAGCAAUAACCUUUUGCCAGGACUCGCCUGCAACCGUUACCGUCACGUCACGCAAAGUUUGGUAGAAUAGUUAAGUUAAGAAAACGUCUCGGACAAAAUUUGAAAAUACUGCACAGAAUUAUCAGUAUUAAAACUGAUGGAAAUACAAAUACAUAGGACACUACUACUGUAUUUUGGGCGGAAUAUCUUAAGCUGUCUUGGUUUUAUUCUUGAAGAAACUGUCCUGGUAAAAUAUGUAAAUCCAACAUUUCUGUUUCAUACAAGAAUACACUAUUCUUAUGAUGUGCA
This is a messenger RNA of Zootermopsis nevadensis, 4892 nucleotides long. RefSeq names its product ETS transcription factor pointed (gene pnt). The record is from RefSeq and is a predicted model, not a curated record. Gene Ontology annotation, molecular function: DNA-binding transcription factor activity, RNA polymerase II-specific; sequence-specific DNA binding. Gene Ontology annotation, biological process: cell differentiation; regulation of transcription by RNA polymerase II. NCBI's taxonomy places the organism in Eukaryota, Metazoa, Arthropoda, Insecta, Blattodea, Termopsidae. Gene Ontology annotation, cellular component: nucleus.